AAAUAGGGCUGCACUGAGAGCGCGAGUAUAUACUAUUUGCGCGGCAGGUCACACACGCAAGUGAUGAGGAGGGGGGGAAGGGAUUCACGAGCGAGCUUGAUGUUGAUGCGCGUCGCGCAUGUGAAUGCUUCGCGGCGAGAGGCAGACGACUAUUCGGCGGACGCUCGCGCCGCAGCUGAUCGCGUUUGCGCGUCGCUCGUCGCUCGCUUCCCUUUCUCGCGCAGCACGCCGCCAAGCGAACAUCGUCAUGAGCUCCGGCAACACCAGUACUUUCCAGCAGCUCGAUGCGGAGGCUCAGCAGCUGAUCCGCGAGGCCAUAAAAGCCCGCGAAUUUUCGUACUCUCCUUACAGCGGUUUCAAGGUGGGCGCGGCCGUUCGUUGCGCCGACGGCACUUUGCGCUCCGGUUGCAACGUAGAGAAUGUAUCGUUUGGCAUGUCGAUUUGCGCGGAGCGUUGUGCCAUUGUUAAAGCUGUCUCUGAAAACCAUCUUAACUUCGUCGCUCUAAGCGUCGUAGCGGAGAAGAUCGAAGGCCGACUAACGACGCCGUGCGGCGCCUGUCGACAGAUGCUGCGUGAAUUCGGCGACUUUCCUGUUUACGUCACUUGUCCCGAUCAGAGCCAAGUUCUUCUCACCAGCUGCUCGGAUUUGCUGCCCCACGCAUUCCAACCGAGUGACCGACUUUUUUCCUCUGAAUCCUGCAAUUCGGCAAAGUAGCUCCCCCCUC
Phymastichus coffea is the source of this 725-nucleotide messenger RNA. RefSeq names its product cytidine deaminase-like. The transcript has 2 exons. The record is from RefSeq and is a predicted model, not a curated record. Gene Ontology annotation, molecular function: cytidine deaminase activity; zinc ion binding. NCBI's taxonomy places the organism in Eukaryota, Metazoa, Arthropoda, Insecta, Hymenoptera, Eulophidae. Gene Ontology annotation, cellular component: cytosol. The coding region runs from base 125 to 715 and encodes 196 amino acids.